AUGGCGAGCGGUAUCCAGGUCUUGCCUCCCGGGGCGGGCUACGGUAUUUUUUCGACCCACCAAGCCGAAGAGUUCAACACAGCAUCUCGAUCUGUCAAACCGGGUCUGAUAGCGGCGGGGAUUGUUUCGUCGUGGACGUGGUCGGCCACGCUCUUGACCUCUUCGACGUUCGCGUACAGCUACGGGGUUUGUGGCGGCAUGUGGUAUGGCGCUAUGGGAUCUCUCCAAAUCCUGCUUUUCGCCCUUAUUGCUAUCAAGAUCAAGGCAAGUGCACCAGGAGCUCACACUUUUCCGGAGAUUAUCCUGUCUAGGCACGGCAAGAUUGCUCAUUUGACAUAUCUGUUCAUGGGUUUCGCCACCAACAUGCUUGUUGGAGCUUGCCUAGUUCUCGGUGGCAGCCAGGUAGUGGCAGCUUUGAGCGGUAUGAAUGUGUACGCGGCUUGUUUCCUCAUUCCGCUCGUGGUAGCAGCGUACGUUAUUGCAGGAGGCCUGAGAAGUACCUUCAUUGCGGAUUACAUCCACACAGUCAUUCUAUUCGUGGCCAUCUUUGUAUUCGGUUUCUCCGUGUACGCAACAAGUCCGGAGAUUGGGAGCCUCGACAAAUUUUAUGAUCUUAUGCAGACAGCGUCUGCGAAAAUGCCAAUCGCUCGCAAUUACGAAGGAUCCUAUCUCACCUUCAAGUCAGUGGAUGGGCUGAUUUUUGCUAUUGAUCUGUUCGUUGCUGGGUUCAGUACUGUUUGGCUCGACCAGGCGUAUUGGCAACGAGCUAUUGCAUCGAGACCCGAAACUUCCGUCAGAGCCUAUCUGCUGGGCGGAAUAGCAUGGUACGGCAUACCUUUUGGAUUCUCCACGGCCAUGGGUCUAGGAUGCGCAGCAUUAACGUUCUCUUCAACCUUUCCCACUUACCCAGAACCACUCAGCGCCGCUCAGAACGGUGCAGGCCUAUCCUCUCCAGCCGCUGCAAUCGCUCUUCUCGGCAAAGGGGGUGCGGUGCUGAUGCUCAUUUUGCUCUUCAUGGCCGUGACAUCGAGCACAUCUGCCGAAUUGAUCGCUGUAUCAUCGCUACUGACGUUUGACGUAUACAAGACGUAUAUCAGGCCAGACAGCUCUUCACACCGGCUGGUGCAGAUUUCUCAUUAUGGCAUCGUCCUAUACGGCCUCAUACUUGCAGCGUUCUGCUGCAUCCUGAACGCAGUUGGACUGAAUCUGACCUGGCUACUCACCGUCCUCGGAAUCAUAGUUGGUGGUGCCUCAGUCCCUGUCGGCUUGAUCUUAUUGUGGGGUCGAAUGUCCACUGCCGCGGCGAUUGCAGCACCCUGGAUAGGGCUUGGUGCUGGUUUGAUCGCUUGGUUUGUGACGACGUGGAAAAGAUCCGGCGCAAUAAACGUCGACACGACAGGAGACACGACCAAUGCCGUGGCUGGAAAUAUCACGUCCUGGGGUACAGGCUUUCUUGUCGCCGUCCUCUUCAGUCUCCUCUUUCCGGCAAAGUACACUGCCACGAGUCCUGAAGACAUUAGGAGAUACGAUAAAAUCCACGGCACGCAAAAACUGCUUGGGAUCACUGUCGCUGACUCUCCGCCAAAGUCUGACCACACGCUGACCGCUGAAAAAUCCAGCCCCACUGACGUGAACAAAGAGGCAUUAAUGGAACCUGGUAACGAAACGCAUGAAGGCCAAGUGCAGUCUGCGCCCGCAAAUAUUGUACCAACUGGCAAUGCGAUGGUGGAUUACCUCGAAAGCACAUUCAGUCAGCCUAUGGAUCCAGUCGCUGUGAAAAAGGGAGAGCGUCUUGCGAUCGUUGCAAACAUUGUCUUCAUCUUGAUCGCUAUUAUUCUCGUUCCCUUCACUUUGUUCGGAACGGAAUAUAUUUUUAAUAAGGCGUUCUUUAGUGGCUACGUCGUGGUAUCUUUCAUCUGGGUCUGGGUGAGCAUGUGCAUUUGCGUGAUAUAUCCUGUGGUCGAGUCGAAUGCUGCACUCAGAGAGCUCAGUCGGGGACUUUAUCAAGACUUCAUGGCGGUUCUCGGAAAGUCAAAAGCUAAGCAUCAAAACGCAGAGGUCUCUAGCCCGGCAUAAUAGUGUACUGACGAGACCCUGCAAUAACACAUUGGAGGUCUAGUUUCAAUGGCUAUCUAAAGUGCGUUUGCUCAAACUCCAUGGAUUGAAAAAAUUACAGUAUUUGAAUGGAGGAAAAUUCAUCUUCGUCAAGUAAGAGGGCAGAAAUCAAAAUGUCUAAAAUUAUGUCAAUGCAUUUGUGAUGUUACUUACGAUAUGUGUGGGUAUCUCGAGAUGUUUGCAUCCUGUCGUUAGAAACUUCGUCAAUAAGUCGAUUAUGCUCUGUUGGAUGAUCAUGGGUUACAUAGAAGUCAC
Messenger RNA from Verruconis gallopava, 2370 nucleotides. RefSeq lists its product as uncharacterized. The transcript is spliced from 4 exons. Gene Ontology annotation, molecular function: urea transmembrane transporter activity. The coding region runs from base 1 to 2076 and encodes 691 amino acids. Gene Ontology annotation, biological process: urea transmembrane transport. The record is from RefSeq and is a predicted model, not a curated record. NCBI's taxonomy places the organism in Eukaryota, Fungi, Ascomycota, Dothideomycetes, Venturiales, Sympoventuriaceae. Gene Ontology annotation, cellular component: plasma membrane.